GUCUGACAGACAACGACCGGGCAGUCAGAAGAGGAGCCAUAGUCAAGCUCGACAAGGCACUGCUGAGCAGCAGCAAGGCCUCUCCUGAGCAUGUCAGAAGAGUCUUUCUGGAGGAGCUGCACAAGCCUCUAUUCAGAAUGUUCGCAGAUCAGGGUGAGAAGUGUCGCGAAGUUUCGCUGUCUAUGACACUACGCUUUGCAGAUCUCUUACCGGUACAAGAUCUGGAGAAUGUUCUCCCGCUGUUGCUGGCGGCUCUUCUGGGCAGAUUCAGAAGUCACCCUUUUCCUGAACAGAGCGAGGAGUUGCGGCUCGAGGCCUUGCGACUUUUGAACCACCUCUUCGAUCUCUGCAAGGAGCGGCUCAGUCCUUUUGCGAGCGACGUCUUGGAUGCGUUGUCAAAGGCUUUGACGGACACAUGCCCUGACGCAAAGAAGGAGUGCUGCGAGAUCACUAAGAAGGUGAGCCAGUACUUUGAGGCAGAGAGAGUCAGCCGUGCAUGUGGACCUCUUGUGGGGUCGCUUCUGGCCAACCUGAAGCACCAGCAGUGGAAGGUGAGAAGAGCAACGCUUGAGAGCAUCGGUGCGUUGCUUCUGCAAGAAGCUCCGAUGAUGGACCACAUGGAGGACAUACUCCCGCAUCUCAAUGCACUUCUCGGCGACAGGACACCCGGCGUCCGACAAAGCCUGGCAGAAACUCUGGAAAGGUGGCUGCUGAAAGGCUUGAGCUUUCGAGCUCCAUUGGUCAGCAACUUGAAUGAUGACGGGCCGGAAGGUUUCGACAAGUUCGAACCGCGUUUGCUGCUGCUCCUGCUAGGUGUUUGUUCGGAUGAAGAAGCUGAGCAGGUUGGUGCAGUCGCUUUUGGUGGUCUUGAGCGUGUGGCUGCGUUAAAGCACGAGGUGCUGCUCAAGCGGGCGCAGAGAGAACGAGAGCGGGAGGAAGCCAAGCAGAAAGCGAAGGAUGCCAGGGAGAACAAGGCUGGCUACAGCGAGGAUGCCGACAACACCAGUGUCCUGGAGGAGAAGGUCAACCAGAAGUGCAAAGACCCCGAGGUCGCACCGGCCUUUGACUACACCUCUGUGCUGCCACUUUUGCCACAGCCAUUCGCAGCUGGACGACUGCCAGCUGCUUUGACCACCACCUAUGUGAGAUAUCAUCUGGCAAGCAUCCUUCCUCAGGUGUUGGCGAACCUGACGCAGUGGACAACAGAUAUCCGGGAAGCAGCGGCAAGACUACUGCAAGUGCUGCUGGUCAUCACCAAUCAGCAAGUGGCGCCUUUUCUGGAUGGUGUGCUGGUGCACUUGUACAAGGCCCAGGCCGACGACGAUCAAAAAGUGGCCAAGGCGGCGCUGUUGUGUGCGAGCAUGGUUGGGGUCUUCCUUGAUGCGGAGCUAGUACUGGAAGUAGUUGGCAGGCAUCUCGGCCUCAAACAAGAAGGCGGACAGCGCAAGGGCACAUCCUUUGACGAGCUGUGGCCGCAAGACAAGCAAGGUCGCCAAACAACAAGAACGGUGCAGGACGUAUUGGCAGGGGUCAGGAACUUUGCUGCGAUGACUGCCGAGUCGCGACGGCAAGUUUUCAUGGUGCUCGCGAGGUUGAUUCACCCGUGCGCUGGCACUGACGAUUUCUGUCGUCGCCUGAAGCCCAAGGAGGUGAAGCUAGCCCUGCGAUUCUUGGAGGAGGGCAUUCACAGCGAGUUGCUGACAUCUGUACUUGGUGCCACGGAAUCCUUGCUGAAAGCAGGCAGGGAGGCGUGCAUAGAAGACUGGCCACGGAUUUUCGACCUGCUCCUGCGGAUGAAGAGCAGUGAGGAGUGCAAUGCACAGAUCGUGGAUGCAAACAUUGAGCACUUGUCGCAGCUCCUGGGUAGGUCGCGCCGGCAGCUUUACGAGGAGCAUUUGAGGACUCGUCUCGCAGACCUUCUGCAGGGAGGAGAGGCCGUGUUAUGGGAGGACGCAAGCCCAAACCGUCAUGUCUUGGAGACCCUGCUCAGAAAUGCUGGUCCAGCAGUUGCGGAUCACGUUGGGGGCCUCGUGCCAGUGCUGGCGCGCCAGGCAAGCCCGGAGGAUGCCAGCGCCACAGCUCGUGUCGACCUGUUGGGCUUGGUCCACUUCCUGGUGAACGAAGAGGACGAAACUCUGGCCAGCGCCCUCAGAGCGCAUGCUCUACCGUUGCUCGAUGGCAUCUUGCUGCCAAACUGCUCUUGGAGGCCUGGACAGUCCAAUGGUAAAAUUCGAAGAGGUGCUAUGGUUUGCGUGCACUCACUUCUCCGACGCCAUCUUGUGCCACCUGCAGUUCUCAACGAGGUCUUCGUUGACUUGAUGCCAAUCCUCAAGGGCUGCCUUGACGACAGCUGGUCGCCAGACAACCGCAUGAUCGCCUGCCUGGUGCUCUCCUGCACCCUUGCAGACUUGCAGGCCGAGAUCAACGGAGAGCAACUCCGAGAGGUCUACCCAGAAUUGCUGAAGCGGCUGGAUGACUCGAACGACAAGAUCCGGGUUGCAGUGUGCGAGGCGCUGGACGUAUUCUUCAAAUGCCUUCCUCAAAAUUGGAGCCGCACUUUGUACGAGUACAUCCUCCGCAAUCUCUUCGUUCACUUGGAUGAUCCUAACCCAGAGAUUCAGCAGGGCAUCUAUGCGGUGCUUCAGGCAGCUGCUCCCCAGGAUACGGCAACCUUUCUUAAGGAGGCUCAAACUGCUUCUGCCAAGAGCGCGCACCCACGCCUGUGUGAGGAGCUGGUCCGAUUGGCUGAAGGGUUUAAGCCGGGUGAGGUUGCCGGCAACUGA
Molecule: messenger RNA, 2783 nt
Organism: Symbiodinium necroappetens
Lineage: Eukaryota; Dinophyceae; Suessiales; Symbiodiniaceae
Source: the annotation of a GenBank genome assembly